This is a messenger RNA of Lepus europaeus (European hare), 1893 nucleotides long. It is a transcript of the gene KLHL14, whose product is annotated as kelch like family member 14. Bases 1 to 1893 code for a protein of 630 amino acids. NCBI's taxonomy places the organism in Eukaryota, Metazoa, Chordata, Mammalia, Lagomorpha, Leporidae. The record is from RefSeq and is a predicted model, not a curated record. Gene Ontology annotation, molecular function: protein binding. The transcript is spliced from 8 exons.
AUGUCCAGAUCCGGGGACAGGACCUCCACCUUCGACCCCAGCCACAGCGACAACCUGCUGCACGGCCUCAACCUGCUGUGGAGGAAGCAGCUGUUUUGCGACGUGACCCUGACGGCCCAGGGCCAGCAGUUCCACUGCCACAAGGCCGUGCUGGCCUCCUGCUCGCAGUACUUCCGAUCGCUCUUCUCCAGCCACCCGCCUCUCGGGGGAGGAGGGGUCGGCGGCCAGGACGGCCUGGGGGCCCCCAAGGACCAACAGCAGCCGCCGCCACCGCAGCAGCAGCCACAGCAGCAGCCGCCGCCGCCGCAGGAGGAGCCCGGGACUCCUUCCUCCUCCCCCGACGACAAGCUGCUGACCAGCCCCCGGGCCAUCAACAACCUGGUGCUGCAAGGCUGCUCGUCCAUCGGGCUGCGCCUGGUGCUCGAGUACCUCUACACGGCCAACGUGACCCUGUCCCUGGACACGGUGGAGGAGGUGCUGUCGGUCAGCAAGAUCCUGCACAUCCCCCAGGUCACCAAGCUCUGCGUGCAGUUCCUCAACGACCAGAUCUCGGUGCAGAACUACAAGCAGGUGUGCAAGAUCGCCGCGCUGCACGGCCUGGAGGAGACCAAGAAGCUGGCCAACAAGUACCUGGUGGAGGAUGUGCUGCUGCUCAACUUCGAGGAGAUGCGCGCCCUGCUGGACUCGCUGCCGCCCCCCGUGGAGUCAGAGCUGGCGCUCUUCCAGAUGUCCGUGCUGUGGCUGGAGCACGACCGCGAGACCCGCAUGCAGUACGCGCCCGACCUCAUGAAGCGCCUCCGCUUCGCGCUCAUCCCGGCCCCGGAGCUGGUGGAGCGGGUCCAGUCUGUGGAUUUCAUGCGCACCGACCCGGUCUGCCAGAAGCUGCUACUGGACGCCAUGAACUACCACCUGAUGCCCUUCAGGCAGCACUGCAGGCAGAGCCUGGCCAGCAGAAUUCGUUCUAACAAGAAAAUGCUGUUGUUGGUUGGAGGGUUGCCUCCUGGACCGGACCGGCUCCCCAGCAAUUUGGUUCAGUAUUACGACGAUGAAAAGAAGACAUGGAAAAUACUCACAAUUAUGCCAUACAACAGCGCCCACCACUGCGUCGUGGAGGUGGAAAACUUCUUGUUCGUGUUGGGCGGAGAGGACCAAUGGAAUCCAAAUGGAAAACAUAGCACAAAUUUUGUCAGCCGAUACGAUCCUCGAUUUAACAGCUGGAUUCAACUUCCCCCUAUGCAAGAAAGAAGAGCCAGUUUCUAUGCCUGUCGGUUGGACAAACAUUUAUAUGUAAUUGGUGGAAGGAAUGAAACUGGCUACCUGUCCAGCGUGGAGUGCUACAACUUAGAGACAAACGAAUGGCGUUAUGUGUCCUCCUUGCCACAGCCCCUGGCAGCUCACGCCGGAGCCGUGCACAAUGGGAAGAUAUACAUUUCAGGGGGUGUACAUAACGGAGAAUAUGUCCCAUGGCUAUAUUGCUAUGACCCUGUAAUGGAUGUCUGGGCUCGGAAACAAGAUAUGAACACAAAACGUGCAAUCCACACUUUGGCUGUAAUGAAUGACCGCCUGUAUGCAAUUGGAGGAAACCAUUUGAAAGGAUUCUCCCACCUUGAUGUCAUGCUUGUGGAAUGCUAUGACCCCAAAGGUGAUCAGUGGAAUAUUCUCCAAACUCCCAUUUUGGAAGGUCGAAGUGGGCCUGGCUGUGCAGUGUUGGAUGACAGUAUUUACCUUGUGGGAGGCUACAGCUGGAGUAUGGGGGCCUACAAGUCAUCUACAAUAUGCUACUGUCCAGAGAAAGGAACCUGGACAGAACUUGAAGGAGAUGUAGCAGAACCCCUGGCAGGCCCUGCUUGUGCGACAGUUAUCCUGCCUGCCUGUGUACCGUACAACAAAUAA